AUGGCAGAUAAAGUAAUAGAUAAUAAACAAAUUUUCAUUAGUAAUCUACCUUUUGAUACAAAGAAAGAGGAGAUCGAAGAGUUCUUUUCAGAGGUCGGUCCAAUCAAACGUAGUUUCAUCGUUACAAAGAAAGACGACAAGACCAAAUGCACCGGUAACGCAUUCCUCUGGUUUGCUCUUGCCGAUCAUGCAAAAGAAGCAAUCAAAUCAUUCAACAACAAGAAAUUUAAAAAUAGAUCAAUCAAAGUUGAACAAGCAAAACCAAAAAGAGAAGAUGAAAAUAACAAUAGCAGCAAUCAAAGAGAUAAUAAAAGAAAUAAUAAUAAUAAUAAAAAAGUAGAUGAAAAAGUAGAAAAAGUAGAAAAAAAAGAAGAAACAAAGAAGGAUAAUAAAAUAGUUGAAGAAAUUAAAGUAAAGAAAGAAGAAGUAGUAGUAGAAGAAUCAGCAACACCAAAGCCAUUACAAUUACAACAACAACCAUUACAACAACAACAAGUAGCAAUUGCAAUCAAUAACUUUGAAAUUAAAGAUAAGAAUGAUUUUGCAGCAUCGUUAAAGGUCAAACCAGGUUUGAUGCAUUCAGUCAAGAGGAUACCAUUCUCUGACAACACCACUAGAAUCUACUGUUGGAACGACAAGGGUGCCAAUGAACUUCUCGCCAAACUCGCUACUUUCAAACAUAACGGUAAACCACUUAUCUAUGCCAAAGAGACCAACAUUUUAUUAUCACAUGAAUUGGUUAUUAGAAAUUUAAAUUUCACUUCAAAUAUUAGUCAUGUUAAUGAAUCAUUCAAGAAAUUCGGUCAAAUUCUUUGGGUUAAAGUACCAACUAAACAAACAGAUGCUGGUAACCAACAGGUAUCGAAAGGAUUUGCUUUUGUGUUGUUCUCCAGUAGAGAUAGUGCACAGAAUGCUAUGGAUCAGUUGAAUGGCAAACCAUUGAACGGUAGAAAUAUCGCUAUCGAUUGGGCAAUUCCACAAGAGGCAUACAAGUCAUAUCUCAAGUCAAGACAAGAGGAACAAAGAUUAAAGGAAGAACAAGAGAAUAAAGCAAAGAAACAAUUGGAAGGUGAAGAUGAAGAAGAGGAUGAAGAUGUUGAAGAAGAAGAAGAAGAAGAUAACAAGAAAGAGAAAACAGUAGAUUUCGACAGUGAAGAGGAAAAAGAGAAUUUCAAUAUAGAAUCUGACAAAGAAGGUGAAGAUGAGGAAGAUGCUGAAGAUGAAGACGAUGCUGAAGAAGGAGAAGGAGAAGAUGAAGAUGGUAUGGAAAUGGAUGAAGAAUUCGAUGAAGAUGAAAUGGAAGAUAUGGAUGACGAAGAUAUGGAUGAUGACGAUAUGGGUGAUUUCGAUGAAACUAAACAAGAUAGAAUCGAAAGAGAAAGAAAAGAAAGAUUAGCUUCAAAAGAAAAGAAUAAAAAGGAAGUUGGAGAAGGUAAAACAUUGUUUAUUAGAAAUGUUAGUUUUGAUACAACUCAAGAGGAUUUGGAAAAGAAGUUCUCAGAGUUUGGUAAGCUCAAGUUUUGUCGUUUGGUUUUGGAUCCAACCACUGAGAAACCAACCGGUAAGGCUUUCGUAAAGUAUCUGGCAGAGAACAGUGCCAACGCUGCCUUGGAAGCUGCCAAGGUGACCAACUUGUUCGAUCCGACCAAGGAUUUGUCUGACAACAAGAAUGCCGAGAAACAACGUGCCAAGAUGGAGAAGAAGCAAGACUUUUCGCUCUCGACACUGCUACAGGGUGGAAUUAUGGUUCAUGGACGUAAUUUGAUUGUCGAUGUAGCCGUCGAUCACGAGAAAGCCGGUGAACUCAAGGAUAACCGUGUUGCCAAAGUCGACAAGAAGAACAAGGCGUUGCUGUUGGUUGGAAAGGUGUUGCAACAAUCGGAGCUCGGACAGUUAUUCACCGAAAAAGAUUGGAACAUGAGAAGUGUUGCCGAUCGUGAAGCCAACUACAAGUUGAAGGUCAAUCCCAACUACUAUGUUUCACCAACCCGUCUGUGCUUUAGAAAUCUCCCACUGUCUGUCUCUGACAAGCAGUUGAAGUUGGCCUGUCAGAAAGCAUUGAAAGCCAAGUCCAAUAAAUCAAAGAUCUUCUUUGCCAAGGUCGCAGUCGACAAGGAGCGUGUCAACGCCAACGGAAAGGCCAAGUCAAAGGGAUAUGGAUUCGUCGAGUUUGAAGAUCACCAAGCUGCUCUGGAUGUCAUUCAUUCGCUGAACAACAGUACCAAGGUUUUCACCGGUCAAGACAAGAAAGAGUUUAGAACAUUCAUUCAAUUCUCGAUUGAAGAUGCUCGUGUCGUCAAGAAGCAAAAGGAGAUUCAAGAGCGUAUCGUUUCACAGAACGAGAGAAGAAAGCAACAGCUGUUUGAAGAGAAGAAAGAGAAGCGUAGACAAGACAAAGAGAGUGGAGUUGUCAAGGAGAAGGAAAAAGGUAGAGGUGCUAAGCAACGUGAAAAGAAACGUUUGAUGAGAGAGAAACUGCAGGCUGCCGGAAUCAACCCAGAAUCAGUCAACCAAAAGAAUCAACAACAACAAAAGAAAGAUCAAGAAGAACAAGUUGAUCUUCCACAACACGUUCAAGAGAAGAUGUUGAGAAAAUUAAAGAAACAAUCGACAACCACUACAACCAACAACAAAACAACUCAACCAAAGAAAUUCAACAACAACAAGAGAAAGAAUACUGAUGACGAUGAAGACGACGGUGAUAACAGAUUGAUUUCAGUUUCCAACCCAGAUGUUGUACACAAAAAGAAAAAGAGAUGGACUGAUUAUUAA
This is a messenger RNA of Heterostelium album PN500, 2772 nucleotides long. RefSeq lists its product as uncharacterized. Gene Ontology annotation, molecular function: RNA binding. NCBI's taxonomy places the organism in Eukaryota, Evosea, Eumycetozoa, Acytosteliales, Acytosteliaceae. The transcript has 3 exons. Bases 1 to 2772 code for a protein of 923 amino acids. The record is from RefSeq and is a predicted model, not a curated record.